AUUUUCGUCGCCAUUUUAUUUUUUGUCGCGCUGGAAAAGCGGCCAUUUUCUUUGUGCCGCGUCGCUUACGACGAGUCGUAUGUGGUCCCUAAAGUUAAAUUAGUUAAGUUGGGGCGUGAUCUCAUCUUAUGAAGUGAUUCGGGCUACGGGCGCGGCGUGGCGAGACGGCAUCAUGGAUGACGACCAACAAUUCUGCUUGCGAUGGAACAACCACCAGUCGACGCUGGUGUCGGUGUUCGACACUCUGCUGGAGAAGGGUAUGCACGUCGACUGCACCCUGGCGGCCGAGGGCCAGACGCUGAAGGCACACAAAGUGGUCCUGUCCGCCUGCAGUCCGUAUUUCGAGAGUGUACUAUCACAACAAUUUGAUAAGCAUCCAAUAAUAAUCCUAAAAGACGUAAAGUAUGCGGAAUUGAGAGCCAUGAUGGACUACAUGUACCGCGGUGAAGUGAACAUAUCGCAGGACCAGCUGGCCGCUCUGUUGAAGGCAGCUGAGUCGCUGCAGAUCAAGGGACUCUCGGACAACAAGCCGUCCCGGCCCCCGUCGCGCCCGCCGCAGCCCGCUGCACACCCGCCUCGCGUCGCCUCGCCCCCGCCACAGGCCCGAGAUGGUAGCAUAGACAGUCGCGAAGGUUCAAUAAGCCCCACACGCCGUAGAAAGAAAGCUCGUCGUAUGUCGAGUGAGGGACCGCCAGUCCCUAUACAGGCCCCGGUCAUAGAGCCUCCACAAGGCAACGGAGACGAAGCACCUUGCAAAGAGGAAGUCCCGAGGGACGGUGUAGAGGAUCUCACAUUAGAUGAGGAGGCUGAGGAGCCCCCGGCUGUGGGGCACAAUGACGUCGUACGCAAUUUCCAAUGGCACAUGGAACGAUCUCAAGAUGAAAUAAUGAACUCAAAUGACAGCGCGCGAGAGUCGCAAGAGUUACACAAGGAAUCCCACCUCCCGUCGGCGCUGCUGUCGCUGCUGUCGGCGCAGCGCGCGCAGUCGCAGCAGCUGGCGGCGCUCGUGCCGCCCUGCAUCCAGGUCACCAACCUGCGGCCCAAGCUGCCGCUCGCGCUGCCCGAGGACCUCAAGGCGCACCUGCUGCAGCAGGCCUUGUUCAACAACAACGCCGCGCCGCCCGCGCGCGACUACAAGAGCCCCAAGCCCGACGACGCCGACUCCGACGAGUACGACGACACCGACGACAUCGUGCUGCCCGAGGAGACCGACGCCUUCUACGACUCCGGCUCCUACCAGGGCGCCCCGGUCGGCGUGACGAACGAGUCGUUCGACUCCGGCGCCGACUCGAAGUCGCCGUACGGAAAGAGAGACGGCAGCGUCUCGGACGACUCGAGUCGCCAGUUCGAGUGCCGGCACUGCGGCAAGAAGUACCGCUGGAAGUCGACGCUGCGCCGGCACGAGAACGUGGAGUGCGGCGGCAAGGCGCCCUCCCACCAAUGCCCGUACUGCUCGUACAAGGCCAAGCAGCGCGGCAACCUCGGCGUGCACAUCCGCAAGCACCACAACAACGAGUGGUUCAUGUACGCCAGCAACAAAGUCAGGCGAAACAAAAAGACAUCCAUCUAGAUUUACGUUUGAAAAAGUUAGACCAAAGUAGAUACCCAACCAAAUCGGUUCUGCAAUAAUUUUAUUUAUAUUUACUAUUUUAUUUUGUUGAAGACGUUUUAAUAUACACUGAAAUGUAGUUGUAAUGUGCACAUUCCCUAAUGGCGCUAGCGCUAAUUUUGUUGAUUUUUGUUUUAGAGUUUAUUGUCGUAGUUAAGACUGACCCUGAGUAUUUUAUUCAAAAGAAUAUGACCUAAGGUCGAUAUAUUGAAGAAUGUAGACAAUAAUACGAAUGGAUAAAUUGAAUAUAAUUAGGAAAAUUGGCUAUCAGUCCCACUUUUCAAAAGCACUGCAAAAGUGAAUGCUGGGUUUGAUUCUUAGCUAUGGAUCAUUCUCGGGACUGACUUUUCUAGUGAUUGCGAUCAUGAUGGGCCAAUUCGACUGUAUUGUCGUCGAAUUGUUAUUAAGUCCGGAAAUAUUAUGCAAUAAGUGUUUGUAUACCAAAAUAUAUUAUUUUAUGUUAUUGAUAUUAUAUAAUUUAGAGUCGAUACUAUCUCGAAUUUGUUUAGAAUUAAUAACUUAUCAUUCCUCAAAAGGAUUUUAUUCCAAAUUCGUUAUAUUUAGUGCAAUGAUAUUAGAAACUAUAAAAAUAGUUGAUAUUUUCCUGUACCAUAAAUGAAUAGGCCUGUUAAAACAGGCCGUCUGUUAUUUUAUCUUAACUGUCACGGGUAGAAAAAAUUCAUUAUCUUUAGGUGUUUGUUCUGACAGUAACUUGUUUAGUUUUAUGAUUAUGUUAUUGGUUAAGUUAUUGUUCAUUUCCAUAAUUUAUUCACAAUUCUUGUUUUCUUCAAUUUAUUUGUUAGCACGAAGGGACCAUUCCUUGUCUUCCUGACUUUUUGUAGCAAAUCCAAAGUUAUAUUUUCGAGUUGUUUAUUAAUUAGGUUAAUAUUAGAGGGAACUUUGUGGUUCCGCACGUCAUGCCUCAAUUCUACGCGCAUUCGCAACUAAUUUAGCCGUAUUUUUCUGGCGACUUUCAAGCAUUAUCUCUAAGCAAGAAAAUGGCGCAAGCAGAUUGUUCCCUAUUGAACCUCGAAGGUCCAAAUUUACUUGCGCUCUUUAUCAAGAAGAAGCAAUGUUUGGGAGUCGACUAAAAAUACGGGGUAAAUACUGCAAUGCAGCAUAGAGUCGCGGCUAUGAUUAGUAAAAUAAAGCUCAUUCAUUAUGUGCCUACAAUGUUACCUGUAGAUGUAUUUAUUACGCGUUAGAGAUAUUUUCAUGUUGUUUGGUUGGUAUUUCGAUAAGCUGGGAUAAAAAUGUGUUCAAAAUUUUCAAAGAAAAUAUCUCGAUAUUAACUGAUAAUUAAUUAAUAGCAAUAUUCCAAGUUUCAAUUAGCGUAUUGACACUGUUGAUAUUUUUUGUUAACCUAGGUUUACAAAGCUAUU
Ostrinia furnacalis (Asian corn borer) is the source of this 2991-nucleotide messenger RNA. Its product is annotated as longitudinals lacking protein. Gene Ontology annotation, biological process: regulation of transcription by RNA polymerase II. Gene Ontology annotation, molecular function: protein binding. Lineage: Eukaryota; Metazoa; Arthropoda; Insecta; Lepidoptera; Crambidae. The transcript has 6 exons. The record is from RefSeq and is a predicted model, not a curated record. Gene Ontology annotation, cellular component: nucleus. Bases 173 to 1570 code for a protein of 465 amino acids.